Symbiodinium necroappetens is the source of this 975-nucleotide messenger RNA. Lineage: Eukaryota; Dinophyceae; Suessiales; Symbiodiniaceae. The record is from the annotation of a GenBank genome assembly.
AUGCAAGUUGCACGUGUGAUUCAGCUGAUUGAACGCGUCUUGGUGGAAGUUGGCCACCAAGCCCCGAGCAUUGCCUUGGGGCAUUUGAGGCAAAUUGCCAGCACCCUGGAAGGAUUGCAUUUGCAAUGCUCCAUGGUGCAUUGUACUUAUUCCGGAGCAUUGAUGGACAGCACAUUGCCCCCGACGAUGUUGGCAUUUAAUUGCUUCGCAACGUGCCAAUUCGCCUCUCCUGGCAUGCCUGCAGGAUUGGCCACCUACUUGAUUCGCUAUGUGAAGGAAAGAUUGGUGAGCGCCACCAUUGGCAGCAUUGUCAACAUGUCUGCAUUGGUGCAGAACACAUGGUUCCGAGGAGAGCAUUGGCUUCAACAGAUUGCCUCUCAAGUCACCCUGACGUACAAAGGGCAUUGCAACUUUGAAGACGGCAUUGCCAACCCGUGCCAAACAUUGGCAACCGCGCUUGCCAAAGCGCUUCAUUGGUACCGCCAAGGCCAUAUUGAAGCGUCGGCAGAAUUGUCUGCCCUCUUUUGGCGACCAACGAUUGAGGCCACGUCCUCGGAAUUGAAGACACAAAGUGGUCGCGGCGGCCAAGCCAAUUGGCAUAACACAAGCUAUAUUGGCUCCUCCUAUUGCGGCAUCAUUUCGGCAGGGCCGGAUGGAUUGCACACAUUUUCCAACGUCGAGUUGGAAAAUUGCUUCAGCGUGAACCUCCGAUUGUCUGCAAAGCAAUGCUCCAUUGGCUAUCUGCAGGACUGCUAUAGCUGCUACGCGGGCUCCGGGGUUCACCGGCACCUUAUCUUUCCAUUGGCCCUAGCCGGGGUAGAAAAGGUGCCCCAAUUGGCAACCAUUGGGGACCGCAAUGAAGAAGAAGAAAUUGGGCAGCACAUUGCCCCAGUGGCAUCGCGCAUUGCCACAGAGAACGCGCAGGUGAGAUUGACAUUGCCGCACGGCAUCGAGGCAAUUGUCACUCACGAGUGA